Molecule: messenger RNA, 1416 nt
Organism: Colletotrichum spaethianum
Lineage: Eukaryota; Fungi; Ascomycota; Sordariomycetes; Glomerellales; Glomerellaceae
Product: glutathione-binding protein GsiB
Exons: 1
Coding region: 1-1416 (471 amino acids)
Biological process (GO): transmembrane transport
Cellular component (GO): ATP-binding cassette (ABC) transporter complex
Source: RefSeq, a predicted model, not a curated record
AUGACGCCGGAAAUCUUGAACCUAUCUUUGGAAAAUGUCGACUUUCGCCUGCCAACCCAAGUGACAGAUGACAACAGCGUCACAGCCUUGAAGAGUCUCGUCUUCGAACCUCUUCUCCGAUGGCAACCGUACGGCCAUGUCAAACCCGGUCUUUUUGACCGCUGGGAACAUUCUGCCGACGCCCGCAUAUGGCAUUUCCAUAUCCGCAACGAUGCCGUAUUUCACGACGGAAAGUCAUGCACAGCAACCGACAUAGUCAGCUACAUCCUUGGCCUUCUAGACUCACGGGAUUACUUUGGCAUGCGUUGGAGCUACAGCCGCUACUUUGCGCAAACCAAAUUCUCAGCCGAGGACGACCAGACUAUAAAGGUUGUCAGCUCGGAGCCUUUUGCAGACAUUUUGGGUGUGUUCUGCGAGUUCUGGCCAUCACGUCUUGACAAAGAUGGCAAGCCAGUCAUCGGGACCGGUCCUUUUCGUGUGAUUGAGUUUGAGCGCCAAGAUGGCCUCGGAAAAGCAAAGUUGCAGCGGCUCAAUCCAAAUCGACAGAACACUCCACACAUCAUCAUAGCCUCGACAGAGCCGUCUGCAGCUAAAAGACUCCAGCUGCUUCGUGAUGGUGAGGUGGAUGCUGCCCUGAAUCUUGAACGAGUGGAGAGCUUCGAUCUACUGAAUUUUGAUGAUUCAGUCAAAUGGGGGAGGGUUACUAGCACACUCUCAGCCAUUUAUUAUCUCAAUUGUACUGAGGGCAUCUUCACCUCGCCGAAUGCACGUCUUGCUGCCAAUCUCGCUAUCGACAACGAGGCACUAGUCAAGGAGGUCUAUCGUGGGUUUGCAUCACCAUCUGCCACCAUCGUCAGCCCCUUCCAUCUUGGCUUCCCGAAGUCGGAAUUGGAGCCAAUUCCCUAUGAGCCCGCUAGAGCUCGGGAUUUACUCAAAGGCUUAGACACAAGUACGUCGUUGGUGUUGAGGACACCGACCUAUAUGCCAGAACACGCGCAGAAGAUCUCCGAUUUCGUGGCAUCUUCGCUGAGGGCCAUUGGAUUAAAGGUUGAAAUUGAGGUCGAAACUAACCGCCCCGAGUAUGCACGUCAAAUCGGCCUUCAGAAGCAGAUCGGCAGCCUGGCUCUAUUUGAUUCGACACCCAACAGCACAUUCAGGGUACUAGAUGACAAAGUUUCGAGCUCUUCUCAUGCUACUUGGUGGCUCGGAUAUCACGACGACGAGGUCCAGCGAUUGAUCCAUGAGGCGAGAAAUAUGGUGGAGUACGAUGAUCGAGCAACGGUAUAUGCGAAAACAUUGAAGAGGUUACAGGAGAACCCUCCUUGGCUGUAUAUAGCGCAUCCUGAAGUUGUGUGGGCGACGAACCAUGAAGUUGGUUUACAAAUCGGGCAUUCUGGCAUCCUUACACUCGAAUAG